Penicillium bovifimosum is the source of this 678-nucleotide messenger RNA. Its product is annotated as putative DSBA family oxidoreductase. Gene Ontology annotation, cellular component: mitochondrion; peroxisome. Gene Ontology annotation, molecular function: glutathione transferase activity; glutathione peroxidase activity. NCBI's taxonomy places the organism in Eukaryota, Fungi, Ascomycota, Eurotiomycetes, Eurotiales, Aspergillaceae. The transcript is spliced from 6 exons. The record is from RefSeq and is a predicted model, not a curated record. The coding region runs from base 1 to 678 and encodes 225 amino acids. Gene Ontology annotation, biological process: glutathione metabolic process.
AUGCCUGGCAAGAUUGACGCCUACGUCGACUGCGUAUCGCCAUACUCAUAUUAUGCGACGCUUUAUCUGAGAAAGAAUCGCAAAGCACUAGAGUCGCAUGGCGUCGAGGUUGAAUUCCACCCGGUCUUCCUAGGCGGAAUCAAUGUUGGCUCGGGCAACAAACCCCCUUGGACACUCCCCGCCAAAGCGAAUUACUCCACGUUCGACUCCGAGCGCGCAUGUAAAUACUUCGGUGUCCCGCAAAUCAAAACACCGGAUUUCUUCCCUAUCCUCUCGAUCUUUCCCCAACGCUGCAUGAUCUACGUCAAAAACAACUUCCCGCGCGAGAAGUACGAGACUACCUUCCUCUCGCUGUGGGAAUGGAUGUACUACAAGGGUGUUGAUAUCAGCAAGCCAGAGAAAAUAGGCGAGCUCUUCCAGAGCAAUGGCUUCUCCGACUCUGAGAUCAAGGCAAUACUGGCCGCGGCUUCUAGUCCGGAGAUCAAGCAGGCUUUGACGGAUAAUACGCAGAAGGCACUUGACAAGGGUGCGUAUGGGGCGCCGUGGUUCUGGGUGCGGAAUGCCGAGGGCAAGGAGGAGCCAUUCUUUGGUAGUGAUCGGUUUGCGUUUAUGUGGCAGUAUCUUGGGUUGCCCUUCCAGGAUGUAACUCUUGUUGAGAAGGAGAGUUCGAAGCUUUAG